This is a messenger RNA of Thermochaetoides thermophila DSM 1495, 1311 nucleotides long. RefSeq lists its product as uncharacterized. The annotation marks the transcript as partial. Lineage: Eukaryota; Fungi; Ascomycota; Sordariomycetes; Sordariales; Chaetomiaceae. Gene Ontology annotation, molecular function: catalytic activity. The record is from RefSeq and is a predicted model, not a curated record. The transcript is spliced from 8 exons.
AUGAAGCAGUCUUCUCUCGCCCCCGCCCCGGCCCCCACAGAACGCCCUAAUCAGGAAGGCUCCUCCCCGGCAGCUCCGGAGGCCCCACCCCAACAAAUAAUGGGCGACGAGGUCCUCCCCGAUGCCCCACAAGCCCCGGCGGACAGAGCGUCGGAGCCCCCUCAACCUCAGAGCUCUACUCCCACCGCUGGCUCCCUUCUCCGGGCCCGCACCGAGCCCCCUCGGCAGCCGCAGAGCUCGCCAAAAAGGCUAGAGCCAGGAUCAGAGGCCCGCUCCGCCGCCCGGGUGGAGCCUGAGCAGGAGGAGCAUACCGAGGACUGCAUCGUCGUCAGAACUAGUCUAGACUCUGACGAUGAGUCGGACCUGGCGGUGAGACACCGGUAUCAGGUGGUGUGUAUCCAGGAGCCUCCUCCGGUCAUCUUCGGCAGGGUUCGACGUCACCUGGACUUCACCCUUCACGCCAUCGAUGAUGGAGCUACUAGAGCUGCGAUUUACGUUAACCGCCGGCUCUCGACUUUGGCCCCGACCGCCCCAGAGCACGGGCUAGUCACUAUCUCCCUUCAAGGGCGCACUCUCUGCUCCCUCCAGGUUGAUCCCAACUCCUUCAUUAUAGUGGGGGAUUUCAACGCUCAUCACCCGGACUGGGACCCCCGCGCACGCCCCAACCCCAAGGGAGAUAUGGUCAGGGAGUGGAUCGCCGCGAGGGGGGCUACAUCGAGGCUCGCUGACCCGCCCAGCGACGACGAGCUCAAGAAUGCCUUCCUCGGUGCCACCUCGAACACACCCGGCCCCGAUGGGGUGCCACUGGCAUUCUUCAGACACACCUGGGAGCUCGUUCGUCCAGCUGCCCGGGCUAUUGCCGAAGGCUGCAUAAAAUGGGGAGCGUUCCCUAAGGCAUUCAAACAAGCGACAGUAGUCAUCCUCUCGAAGCCCGGGAGAGAUCCAUCCGCGCUGGACCUCGUCCAGGCGCUCGUGCAUGACGCGGAGACCAUGUCGAGACAAGGCUACCAUGAGCUCCUGGUCACCCUGGAUGUGGACUCGGCCUAUCCCUCGGUUCAGCCGCCGAUAUUCCGCGAGGUUCUCGCGGAUCAAGGCUGGCCACACUGGCUCUCCCACCACGAAUCCCUCAGGGUCGGACAACUACGCACCAAGGCCCGGGGGAUCGGCCUCAGGAUCGACCCAAACAAGACAAAGGUGGAAGGGGCGUCCUUUUCCCCUGGCAAAUCCAUCAAGUGGCUGGGCGUCUCGCUGGACCCCAAGCUCAGCCCUGCGACGCAGGCGGCCGCGAAGGCGUCAGCGACGACUGCGGUG